This is a messenger RNA of Lycium barbarum (goji berry), 1287 nucleotides long. RefSeq names its product rhodanese-like domain-containing protein 11, chloroplastic. The transcript is spliced from 10 exons. Bases 71 to 946 code for a protein of 291 amino acids. Lineage: Eukaryota; Viridiplantae; Streptophyta; Magnoliopsida; Solanales; Solanaceae. The record is from RefSeq and is a predicted model, not a curated record.
CGAACAAUAUAGGAAGAGUGGAUAAGCAUAAGCAACAAGUCAACCCCUUCUCUCUUCUCAAAACACAACAAUGGAAGUUCUCGGUCAUGGGCAUGGGCUACUACCCCUCGGUGCUUUUAGGCCUUGUCAAAAACAACAAAGGUGUCAACUUGUCGGCUCAAUCCAUUUUCUUAGCUCUCCAGUCCCAUAUUCUCUAAUAUCAGUAAAGUAUAGGAAUAAUGAUAUAAUAAGGAUGCAAGCAGUGCAAGAAGAAGAAUAUGAGUUGAAGCAAAUGAAAGAUAUGGCUGCUUCUAAAAAGAGAUGGGAUGCUCUGAUCAGGGAUGGGAAAGUUAAAGUUCUUACUCCAAGGGAAGCUGGUUAUGCAAUUCAACUCUCGAACAAAAUGCUGCUUGAUGUUCGUCCCUCUAUGGAGCGAAAGAAGGCAUGGGUAAAAGGCUCCACCUGGAUUCCAGUUUUUGAUGUCGAUACUAGUUUAGAACUUGGUACUCUUUCCCGGAAAGCAACAAACUUUUUGAUGGGAGGUUGGUGGAGUGGUGUCCCUGCUCUGUCUUACAACAGACAAUUCUUAUCAAAUGUUGAGGAGAAAUUUGGCAAAGAUACAGAUCUUAUUGUGGCAUGCCAGAAGGGAUUGAGGUCCAUUGCGGCUUGUGAGGUGCUAUACAAUGCUGGUUACAGCAACAUUUUCUGGGUUCAAGGUGGUUUAGAAGCUGCUGAAGAAGAGGAUCUUGAAAGAGAAGGUCCUCAACCAUUCAAGUUUGCAGGAAUUGGUGGGCUUUCAGAGUUCCUUGGUUGGACUGACCAACAGAGAGAUGCUGCUGCUAAAGAGGGUUGGGGUUACCGAUUAACUUUUUCUGCCCGACUGGUUGGAGUAGUUCUUGGUGCUGAUGCCUUGCUUAUUGGAGCACAGAAAGUAGGACAAUAUCUUCAGGACUUAAGGUCUCACUAGUUGGAGCUUCAAGUUACAGCCUCAAGGAAAUUAUUAUUUUUUUCUUUUCGUAAAGCGACUUCCCUAGCAUCCUUUUUCUGAAGCUAGAGACGACUGAGAUGAAAAUCCAUUCCCAUGACUGUCUCUGGGCCCGGCCUUUAAAUGCCUUGUACUGAGGCAUCACACCCCUUGGGGUGCGGGGUGCGGCGCUUCCCCAGACCCUUGCUAAUGCGUAUGCUUUGUGCACCGGGCUGCCCUUUUUGUCAUCUCAUGUAGAAAGUGAUUGCCUUGUUAAUUUGUUUAAUGUGACUUCAAAAGUUGGGUGGUUUUUAAUCUGCAUAACUAUAGGUUUGACUUCAAAA